Molecule: messenger RNA, 1859 nt
Organism: Arvicanthis niloticus (Nile rat)
Lineage: Eukaryota; Metazoa; Chordata; Mammalia; Rodentia; Muridae
Gene: Saraf
Product: store-operated calcium entry associated regulatory factor
Biological process (GO): regulation of store-operated calcium entry
Cellular component (GO): endoplasmic reticulum membrane
Source: RefSeq, a predicted model, not a curated record
GUGCCGCAGCGGCAGUGACGUCAGACUGGCGCAGGACGAAGAGUCGCGUCGUGCUGCUGUCAGGCAGUCUUUUUGUGGUGGGUUUCCCGGGUCGCUGCGCAGCGGCGGGCACACUUCCCUAGCGGGUCUAGGGCCGCCGAGCGCCGUCUUCAUCCAGCGCCAUGGCUGUGGCCGCUGUCGGCCGCCCGAGAGCCGUGCGCUGCCCGCUGUUGCUCCUGCUGUCAUUCCUGCUGGUAGCCGGCCCUGCGCUGUGCUGGAACGACCCUGACAGAAUCCUGUUGCGGGAUGUGAAAGCUCUCACACUCUACUCCGACCGCUACACCACCUCCCGGAGGCUGGACCCUAUUCCACAGUUGAAGUGUGUUGGAGGCACAGCCGGCUGUGAUGCCUAUACCCCCAGAGUGAUCCAGUGCCAGAACAAAGGCUGGGAUGGUUACGAUGUACAGUGGGAGUGUAAGACCGACUUGGAUAUUGCAUACAAAUUUGGCAAAACUGUGGUGAGCUGUGAGGGCUACGAGUCCUCUGAAGACCAGUAUAUACUCAGGGGCUCUUGUGGCUUGGAGUACAACUUAGAUUACACAGAACUGGGCCUGAAGAAACUGAAGGAGUCUUCAAAACACCAGGGCUUCUCUGAUUAUUAUCACAAGGUGUACUCCUCGGAUUCCUGUGGCUUGAUUACCAUUGCAGUACUAUUUGUUCUUGCCUUUGUGGUUUACAAGCUGUUCCUCAGCGAUGGCCAGGGUUCGCCUCCACCAUAUUCUGAACACCCGACACACUCUCCGAGCUUUACCAGCGCUGCAGGAGCGCCUCCCCCAGGCUUUAAGUCUGAGUUCACAGGACCACAGAAUCCUGGCCAUGGUGCAAGCUCUGGCUUCGGGAGUGCUUUUGGUGGCCAAGGCUAUAACAGUUCAGGGCCGGGGUUCUGGUCUGGCCUGGGCGCUGGAGGAUUGCUUGGAUAUUUGUUUGGCAGCAACAGGGCGGCGACCCCUUUCUCAGACUCGUGGUACCACGCAGCCUACCCUCCUUCCUACUCUGGCACCUGGAACAGUCGGGUCUACUCCCCACUGGGUGGAGGCGCAGGGAGCUAUUCUGCAUCCUCCAAUACAGACACGAGAACCAGAACAGCGUCAGGAUUUGGUGGCACCAGAAGACGGUAAAAUAUAAAGUUGGCGGCAAACACUGGAUGCAAAGUUUCUGAUUUGUCAUCACCAUCUCUUAACACCUGGAUAAUGGGAAUAUCCAAAAGUUGUGUGGUGUUUGGUCCUUGUAUAGCUUUUCGUGUCCCAUUGAUAUGUGACAAAAUUCUUAUAUUUUGUAGGUUAAUGUAACAUGCAGUUCAAAGUGAUGGCUACUGUGAAAUGCUGAAAUUGUCAUGCUUGUUUCUAAAGCCUUUCAUACCAGAGGGAGCAUUAAGAAUGGAGCACCCUCCUCCUGAGACUGCUCCUGAGCACAGACUGCUUGAGCCUAGGUGAUUUUGGAUGGCGAACCAUUCCCUCGUAGAAACAACAAUCCUCUAUUAGAUAUUAAAACAUUUGGUGUUUGCUGUUCUGCAAACAUUUAAGCCCAGCACUGAGUACUAAUUAUGCUGAUUUGUGGGUUCCAGUUGCUUGAUCUUUAGAGCUUGGAGCCCUCCGCCUGUGGUGGUCGCAUUUGGGGAGUGAUCUGACCUUUCUCAGGAAGGGGUAGAAAGUAAAUGACAGAAGGCUUGAGACCACAGACUUCAGUUUCAGGUGGUAACAUCCAGAUGCUUGUCUUUCAGUAGCAAAAGCAUGGAGUUCUCUGUGGAGUUUUAAAUUGUCAGAUGAUGUUGUGAUGUUUUGUUUCAGCCUUACAUUAAUAUGACAAUAACUUAAAAAACA